Molecule: messenger RNA, 345 nt
Organism: Pieris macdunnoughi
Lineage: Eukaryota; Metazoa; Arthropoda; Insecta; Lepidoptera; Pieridae
Source: the annotation of a GenBank genome assembly
AUGUGCGUUAGGGGAGUUACAUCAGUGAUUAUAAAUAGCGAGUCCCUUAAGGCGCAGGCGCGGGUUUCCGGGCUGGAAGUGUGCCGCUUCCGCCGCGAGCGGUCGUUGACGCGUGCAUUGUCGCUGCCACAUUCCCCGCCGGUGUCGACGUUUUUAAAUAGAGGACCGAUUACGAGCGUCUGGCUGCGGCGCCGGGCAUUUGACCGCGCGAAAGUGCACCGCCCGCCGCGUCACGGGCUAUUUGCGACGUCGCAGCCCGGACUAGCUCCUAAAACUGGCCUAGAAUCGAAUACCAACCUGUAUAAUAGCUCUUCUGGAACGAAUUCAUUUCUACUUAUUAAAUAA